Elaeis guineensis (African oil palm) is the source of this 1225-nucleotide messenger RNA. RefSeq lists its product as uncharacterized. Gene Ontology annotation, cellular component: nucleus. Gene Ontology annotation, biological process: poly(A)+ mRNA export from nucleus. The record is from RefSeq and is a predicted model, not a curated record. Lineage: Eukaryota; Viridiplantae; Streptophyta; Magnoliopsida; Arecales; Arecaceae.
ACCCCCAUUUUUGGGUCAGAAAAGCGGAGAGCUGGAAACCAGGUCUAAUCGGAAAAGGAGAUUCGUGUGCUCGACUUUCUAAAACCUCCGAGAUCAACCGGCCACCUCCUCACCUACCUAUUUGCUCUUCCUCUCCCUUCCAUGGAGCCUCAGAUUCCGAUGGGCAAGGAAUCCCAGGAAGAUACCCGCAAGAAAACCCCAGAUACGCCUCUGCCUUCUCUGGCUGCGGCUACGGCGGCUUUCUCCAACAUGCAUCCUCUUCCUUCUCCCGCGGCGCGCGUCCAAAACCCUACUCCUCCCCCCAACUCGAGCUCCGUUGCGGAGCAGACCGCCGACCAGGGGAACGCCGGGGAGCCGCGCAAGGAAGGAGGGGAAGGGGCAGAGCAAAAGGGAUCCAAGCCCCCGGCCACCGGGACGACCGCUGUGGGACCCUCCUCGGCGACGGCAGUUGCUGCGGCGGCCGCGGCGGCCGGCGCUGCAGCGGCCGGCUUGGUCACCGAUCUCCAGAAGAAGCUUCUCCGAGCGGAACGCUUUCGGAUGCCCGUGCUGCUGACCGAGGAGGAGAAGCGCAACUCUCGAGCCGAGCGGUUUGGGACUGCGUCUACCGUGCAUGGAACGAAGAAUUUAGGACAACUGGAAGAGCAGAAAAGAAAGGCCCGGGCAGAGAGGUUUGGGCUUAAAGCACACUCCUCGGUUGAUGAGGAGGCAAAGAAGAAGGCUCGGUUAGAGAGAUUUGCUCAAAACUCGAAAACUGGGACCACAGAAGAAGAAAAAAGAAAGGCAAGAGCAAUCAGGUUUUCACAAGCAUCUGGCGCCUCAUCUCAAGCCAAUGUCAAGGCCAACUCUGAACUGAAGACAGCAUCUGUAGCUAACACCUGAUGAGGAGCUCGAGGAUUGAGGGCUCUUUUGUGGACUCUUUAUGUGUUUCGUAUGCUGGUGCCUUCCUAAGCUCCUGCUUGCUGUUUUCACCCAUCAAGUGCAUCAUAUGGAGGUACCAUUGUAGAAAGUGGAAAACAGGACUUGUGGCAAUGGAGAUGACCUUUUUUUACUUCUGUAUGCCACUGCGACUGUAUUGAUGUGGAAAUGAUGACUCGUAGGAUUAUAAAGAGCCAUCGGUUGACAUGGCUGCCAGAUAGUUCUUAAACUAACUCUUAUUUCAGAGAAGGCCGUUUUAACAUAUCUUUCAUUCCAAUGAAGUAUUAACUUAUCUUGAUCUGGUGGACAA